AACAGUACAACUUUGAUACAAAAGUCAUCAGUGGAUAAACAAGCAUCAGCUGUGUUGAGCACUGUUGUGCUAAUUUCUUGGAAGUAAAUUUGUGUUCCAUGAAUUGGGAAAUAUUCUGCAUUUAUUCUUCGGACAGUAAGAUUACUGUUCAGCACAUGUAACUCUUGAAGGGGAGGGAAGAAUAGACAGAGAGAGAAAGAGAGAGAGAGAGACUAAGGGGAUUAGGAGGCUUCUCUCAAAACAGUGGCCAUGCCAGUCAGAGCAUUUUCAUCCUCACUUUGAACUAUUGGUGAAUUCUCCAACAAGAGACAGAUUGGAUCACAGAGCAAGUCAAGUGAAGAAAAAAAUGGGAUAGUUAAGGUUAAAAAGGUUUGGGUAUUUAUGUGAUAAUCAGAAACUAAGGCUGGACUUGACUACAACCAGUUCUUGAAGAGCAGAGGAUAUGAUAUGGAAAAUGUGUAUCUAAAAUAUAUUUGAUUUCUGGUUCCAGUGGCUUUCUUCUCUUCAUACCAUCAAGAACUGGUGUUUAGGAUUACCAUUCAUUAUGUGACAGUCUCAUUCUUGAUCCGACGUGGUUUUUGGUUUUGUGUUCCACCUGUUGGAUAGUUAAAUGGUGCUAAUGACUGAGAAUGGUGUUGCAGGAGGUGUACUUCUGGUCAAAGAUCACCAACACCGCACCGGCCAAAACCGAGUGAGAGACUGGAACAAUGAAGAGUCCUCAAUACAAAGCUCCUCUUUUGUGGUACCAACAGAGGACUGUUAUUAUGCAGAUGAUGAAGAGCACCAUCGUUAUGAUGAUGAUGAUAAUGAUGAUGACGUCUACCAAGAAUUCGAGGAGUUGGACUUUUCAGAACUACCAGAUACCAAGAGCAUUGUGUCAGACGAUUCCUUCUACCCACCUGAUGAUUCGCUCCACUUUGAAAAAUGUCAGAAUCCUGAGAGCCCCGAGCCAAUCAGCUUCUUCAAAGCUUGCUGCACUAACAACGCCAUCAUUGUCAAAAUCAUGAUAAGACAAGGUGUGACGGAGGAGGAAGUACGAGAGGUGGACAAAAAUAACAGAACGGGUCUGAUAGUGGCGUGUUACCAGGGCUACGUGGAUGUGGUCAUUGCACUUUCUCAGUGUCCAUAUGUGGAUGUGAACUGGCAAGAUAAAGAAGGGAAUACGGCUCUCAUAACUGCUGCACAGGCAGGCCACAGUAUGAUUACCAACUACCUGCUGAACUAUUUUCCCGGGCUUGACACUGACUGCAGGAACUGCCAUGGCUUCACAGCGAUGAUGAAAGCAGCUAUGCAGGGUCGAGCUGAAUGCGUACGGUCUCUUAUGAUGACAGGAGGAGACAUUGAAGCAAGGGACUUAGGCCGUAAGCUGACUCCACGUGAAUGGGCCCUGUUCACGGGCCGCUACGAGACUGCCAACCUGAUGGCCCGACUGAUGGAACAGCCAUGUGCCGAACAGUUCUGUGACUCUUACCACAUGGAGUGGCCUAUGCUAAGCAAACUGGUGGCUUGUUCAAAACAGCCCAAGUCCUGCUGGAGAAAGUUCUCAGAGUGCGUCUGUAACUUGUUUACCAUCAGUUUGAAGACCAACCCUUUGGAUGAAGGCGUCAUGGACUACAUGGUGCGCAUGACCACAGCGCUGGCCAGCCCUUUCAUAGCCACCGCCUGCCACACCGUGUGCCCGGGCAGCCCUCCGUGUGUAGGAAAACGUCGCCCUGCUGUCCAGGACAUCCUCCGUAGACAGCGUCUGGCUGAGCUGAAGAACCUUGGGCCUGAGCGCCUCAACAACUACAAGCGCCUAUUCCAAAACUCCAGGGUGCUGCUGGUGCCGAAGAAGCAGGAGCGGCGUGCCAGUCUGCAGCCGCAGUUACUGCACAGUGUCGCGAUUGCAUCCACCAUGGCUCUGAGGAGAAGCAGCCUGCUGCCACUUCACAUGAUGCGCAGGAGCAGCGUCCGUCCUGGGAUCGUGGUUCCUAAAGUCAUGUUGUUGAAAGCACCUCCUCCUUCAUACAUCCCUGAGCGUCCGCCGCGCAGAACUUCAAAAGAAUCACCACACAUACAAAUCCCUAAAUGGAAGUACAAAGCUCUAAAGGAGGAGAGGAAGAAAGCUGAACGCUUGGAAAGAUUGAGACUGCCUACUGGGAGCAAAAAGUGAUGUGGCUUUUGAUGCCUUAGUGUUUUUAAGGAAGUUUUCCACUGUGAAGGCUUGUGGUCAGUGUGA
Molecule: messenger RNA, 2218 nt
Organism: Carassius carassius (crucian carp)
Lineage: Eukaryota; Metazoa; Chordata; Actinopteri; Cypriniformes; Cyprinidae
Product: ankyrin repeat domain-containing protein 33B-like
Exons: 4
Coding region: 611-2152 (513 amino acids)
Molecular function (GO): protein binding
Source: RefSeq, a predicted model, not a curated record